Paramecium octaurelia is the source of this 657-nucleotide messenger RNA. NCBI's taxonomy places the organism in Eukaryota, Ciliophora, Oligohymenophorea, Peniculida, Parameciidae. The record is from the annotation of a GenBank genome assembly.
AUGAUCAAAACUAAAUACACAUCAAAUUCUAGAUCUAAGGAAAAUCAAUUUGAGACAAAAAUGUUUGAUUUCAAUCUGUUUUUAAUGAUUUGCAAUUAUUUUCAAUUAUAAAGUGAUAUAUUAUUAAUUAUAGCUUAUUAUUCGAUGACUAUUUACGCACUUUUGGUGAGNUAUGAGACCAUUUAAAAGAAUAUGAAGAAAAUCAUCUUUCAAAUCAACUACUUUGAUAAUGUUGUUUAUUAGAAUCAAAUUUUAUAUGACUUUCUAAUUAAAAAACGAUCUCUGAGAUUGAUGUAUGAUUUACUAUGCCAAGACUUUAAUUUUGAUUUUAAUUUCACCUAAAACUACUCUCAUUUACUAUUACCUAUUAACCUAUUCAGUAUAUAAAAUUUCAUCGACAUUAAUAAUAAAACUUUAUUUAAAAUUGCUACUAGUGCCUAUGAUUAUGGCUUAGAACACAUCUCUAAAUGUCCAUAGUGUCAAAAAUUAAGUGUUAAAUGUGCUGAAUGUCUAAAAGGUAAUAUUUACAUCUUUGAUAUAAUUGGAACUUAGUACUGCAGAAAAUGCAAGAAAAUAUUUCAUAGGACUUGUUUCUAUGACAAAUGUACAAAGUGCGGACAAAACCAAUAUAUUAACAGAAGCAAAUUAGACCGAUGA